AUGCAAACCAACGGCUGGCCCGAUGGUCAACCCGACACCUUGGCCCUCAUCAGGCGGCCAGCCUGCUGCGUCGAGGCCCACAUCCCGGACAAAAUUGAAUCCAGCUUGCCACUCCGCGAAAACCAAGCCUUCGUCCACAUCCGCGCGGCUUUCGCUGCACCCAACCUCUCCCCCGCCGACACUCCCGGCGAACCCGGCUGGGUCAUGCCACACCCAUACGAUGUUCGCGAUGUCUCGUGGAUGUAUGUUGUUCUCCAGGGCGGCUAUAGUGCGCGGGUGACCCGCACCGGUUGGCGGGUAAGGGUACCUAGUCCCUCGGGUACGUAUGCAGCCAGUGCCGCCGCUGGUCUCGCCCUUGGCGAUGGGGACGGUGUAGCGGAGGGGAGACGUCGUGCCAGGAUCUCUGUCGCGUCCGAGCCGCUGGUGGUGACCGCGGGCGCGGUGGUGCGCGCGCCAGCCUUCAACUCCUCGUUCGCGGUCGCCUCCUCGGCGGCGGCGAAGGCGUCCGACUUUGGUCGUGCGGCGAGAGGUGCAUUGCCAUAUGCUCGUCAUCCGAGCGCGGCCUCUCGACGGACCAACGACUUUCAUCGCUGGGACUGGGAGAAGCUGUGCAUGAUCUUCCAUGCGGUAGCUGGGUCAGCGCCGCACUGGCCCACUCUCGAGAAAAACGAGGACGUCGUGAUCAGGACGUCGUCAUGUGAGCUGGAAGGGUCACCAGCUUCGUUGUUGAAUCGAGCAAAAUAUGGCUCAAACCAGAGGUCCGCCAACGAAUUCAUCCGCAUCAUCGAUGCCUUCACGCUGUACACCGCGGCUAUGAAUCCCCAGGACCUUCUUCUUCCCUUCGACACCUUCCUCCAUCUCUUCAUUGGCGAGCUCAACGACAUUCCUCAAGACGCCGAUUGCAUGCCUGUCAUUCGCCGAAUGUCAAACAUCUUGAUGUAUGCAAUGCCUCUUAUUGUCCUCAACCUGAACGACGACGACGACCUCGCCCGCGCACGGGACACCAUCAGGACGCGCGCAUGGGCCUACAGUGGUGAUUCGCCAGGUGCAUCCGUUGUGACAGCCUACCAGCAGGUGCGGAUGUAUCUGGUGCCGGCCGGCCCGGUCGCGCUCGACACCGCCUUCCCCAAGCGCGCUCGCGCACCGACGCUGUCCCGAGAUGUCCGGACACCAGCGUCUCAGGCGCUGCCACCUGAGCUCGCUGUCUCCGACAUAAGCUACUACAUAGGCAGAGGCAGGGAUGAGACAGAGGGUUGGGACAAGGCGGAGGAGGAGGAGGGCGACGUGGACGAUGUGAAUGCGGGAGACGCGGAGGCGGGCGACACAAAGGCAAGCGAGGCGGAGGUGAGGGACGUGAAGGCGACGGGGAGGGCUCGCGGGGGGACGUGGAGGGCCCGGACGAGGCGGAGCAGGUGGUGGGCGACGCGCGUGGAGGAGGUGGGCCGCGUGGAGGCGGGCGAGACGCAGCAGGACGAGGAGGAGGAGGGCGACAUGGAGGUGAGGGAGGCGGAGGAGGCGCGAAGGCGGGCGGAAAGCAGCGCGGGGGUGGGCAACGGGGAGGAAGGCAGUGGUGAGGUGGACGCGGGGGUCAAGGCCGGCGGCAGGCCGGAUGGGCGAAGCUGGAGAGGAGGGGUGGGCAUUGGGAGUGCAGGAGAGCGGAGUGGGGGACUCACCAAAAUGAGGGCCGCGUCGGCAAGGUGGGCGAAGGACGGCAUGGAGGUCGAGGUUGAGGUCGAGGGAGGAGGAGGGGGGCGGGGUUGA
Epithele typhae is the source of this 1761-nucleotide messenger RNA. RefSeq lists its product as uncharacterized. NCBI's taxonomy places the organism in Eukaryota, Fungi, Basidiomycota, Agaricomycetes, Polyporales, Epitheliaceae. Bases 1 to 1761 code for a protein of 586 amino acids. The record is from RefSeq and is a predicted model, not a curated record. The transcript is spliced from 13 exons.